AUGAAAGAAGUGGCGAAUCCGUUGGCUGGAAUUGGACCUGCCUCCAGUCACUCAGUAGUAUCACUUAGCGGUGUUGCAUUACUAGGAAGGUUCUACACCCAACUUGGAAGACAAAAACCCUAUUCAUCCUAUCAAUCAUUCAUGGCUUCCUACACUCCAAGAAGAAUAUAUAUGAUCAUCAACUUCAUUGUCGUGAUCAUCACCACCAUAUUCUUCUUCUCGAUUCACAAUCCAACUGCAUCAAACAAAGGAGAAACGAUGACCGGUCGAGACCAUGAGCGAUCAAGAAUGGAGCAUUGUGUUGGGCUCUUCUUUGAUCCUCCACCACCUCCAAGAUGGCUCUCCGAUGAUGAACACAUGAAGAAUAAGGUCGAUAAGAAUCUUUGUAGGGAUAUGCUUCGUGCGGUUGGCGAGAUACGAAAUAAAUGGGGUGAAUUACCUAUGGGUUAUAUUGAAGCCCUUAAAAAAGUUCCUCGAUUUAAGAAGAACUCAAAGGCUCUAAACGAGUUUCUUCAACAAAAUCAUCCAAUUCGUGGUUUCACCUACCAAGUGUAA
Ilex paraguariensis (yerba mate) is the source of this 555-nucleotide messenger RNA. The record is from the annotation of a GenBank genome assembly. Lineage: Eukaryota; Viridiplantae; Streptophyta; Magnoliopsida; Aquifoliales; Aquifoliaceae.